AUGAAAGUAAAGCAUACCGUGUCAGAACGCAACUUUCUGCUCCGAACUGAACCGAAUGAUAAAAUUGUUUUUGUGGGUGAUGUCACGGGAGAAAUACGAACGUGGAUGAAGUUGACAAACAGAAGUGAUUCUCGACAAGCAUUCAAAAUCAAAUGCACAAGAAAUGACUUAUUCCGCAUAAGGCCAGCUACUGGCCUUCUCAGCUAUGGACAAAGUAUUCGGAUUCUACUCAUUUAUAGAUGCAUCAACAAUCAAAUACCAGAAUCGGACCGGCACCACUUUGGUAUUUAUCAUAUACCAGCACCAGAAGGAGCAACUUGUGCUGGUGCCUGGGCUGAGCACUAUGGACCACCGCAAGGAGAAUUUCGAAUCAAAGUAAAUGUUAAAUUAGACCAUUAUACGAACCAAAUAUUAUUUGAUGAUCCGACCAGUUUGAAUGAUAAUUUUUGA
Thelazia callipaeda (thelaziosis nematode) is the source of this 450-nucleotide messenger RNA. Lineage: Eukaryota; Metazoa; Nematoda; Chromadorea; Rhabditida; Thelaziidae. The record is from the annotation of a GenBank genome assembly.